Messenger RNA from Cylicocyclus nassatus, 1719 nucleotides. NCBI's taxonomy places the organism in Eukaryota, Metazoa, Nematoda, Chromadorea, Rhabditida, Strongylidae. The record is from the annotation of a GenBank genome assembly.
AUGAGCAUGCACACCGUGCAAUUCAAAGAUUUUGUAAUACGUCAGCCUUGGGCAAAACGACGCACUAUUACGUCUGUUCUAUGCAAAUUUCGGCGCAACGUUCACUUUGGUUUCCUGGUUCCACAGAAAGGUAAUCUUGUUGAAGUUCUGAUGGGCGAUGGAGCGUGGAGCUCAACAUUGCCUGCACAUUCAUCUCCAACCAUCUCGACACUUUCACUCAAGACGAAAAUCUCUUUCAAAACUGGAGCGGCCACAGCUGUCACCGUGACUCCCUUCUAUACCUUGAAACCAGAGUUGCCACCCAAAAGCCCUAUGCUUGGCAGCUCAGAUCUCUUGACUGCAUAUGAUCUCGGAGCUGUUUACAGCCGAUACUGUGGUGCCAAGAAAAUGCGAGAAGAUUUGAACUCCUUUCUGCCGCAAAUUUAUGGCAAUUUCAAUUUUUCGCAGGCACAGGAUAUAAGCUCGUUGAAGAUGUUAGUCGAGAAGCCUCCCAUCACUGGUAAGGAGAUUAACACGUUAUCAUCCACUGCCAUGAGCGGCUUUCGUCUGACGCCCGGUCCAGUCGAUGAAAGGUACCGGUACCUGUUUGAGAAAAAACGAGAGGGUGACGGCAUGCCUGUGAUUUAUGACAUAGAGAGGAAAGAUUAUAGUGCUGGCCAAAGAUACAAAAACUCUUUGGAUAGUUUAGAUGGCGACGAGCCAGAGCGCAAAAAGCAUAAGAGUGAUAAGAAGGAGAAGAAGAAAAAGAAGGACAAGAAGAAGAAGGAAAAGAAAGAUGAGGAGCGAAAACAUAGGAAGACUGCUGAGGGUGUGCCACCAGCGCCGCCGACCAUGAUGGAAUUUUGAAAACAGAACGGAUCUAUGAUGAACCAAUAGCAGGACGACGCAUACAGCUGAUGACUACGAGAGGCAUUGCGUCGAUAACCUUCUAAAGUUUUGCAUCAAACAUCGCCUCAACUAUUGACACCAACGAUGAGUUAGUGGAUUUUGUGCAUUUUGCAAUUCAAUAUCAUGUGCUUUCUUCACUAUUGGUGAUUUAUUUUGUUCACAUCACUUUACGAUAUUCAGUGUAUGAUUGUUUUAUAUCUUUGAUGUUGUUCAAGUGCCAUUCGUUUCAUCGAGGCAGAACUGCUUCACUUUGAUUCUCAGGAUUUCCUCGGUUUACUGCCUAAAGUAUCGGUCAUAACUUAUCAACCAUCGUUCGAUUUGGCAUCGCUACGAUUGUUCGUAACUUGCCAUAAGCCUUUAUAUUGGCAAAGCUUGACACACUCGCGUCUCUUAAAGUUAUGCACCUAUGCUUUCGAUUUUCGAACAUGACCUUUGGUGGACUGCGAAAUUGCAUGGCAACCACCAUUUGGUACAAUCUUUCGAGGUAUGACCGAUACCUAAGAUCUGCGAAAACAACAGGAAUUGCUAACAUGAAUUGAAUCUUCCAUAGUGGAUUGUUAUUCUUGGUCAUUUGAUCACACGACAUGAAUCAUUCUUCAUCGUGAUGUCUGGAAACGAUCACUCUCUGUUUCUCCAAUUAAGUCUUAACCUGUUGCGAAGCCCUCUGAGACUCCUUUAAGAGCCUUGCGAUAUUCACGUCAACCUAAGUCUGGAUCCGAAACAAUGGCGGAUUUAAUGUGCACGUUUUGAUUGUAAUUUUUAGCCAUUGAAGAUCUCUGGUUUCCAUUGAGUUUAUCAUAUUAUGUCUAUGUUGUUGCUAUAGUUGUAGAC